Molecule: messenger RNA, 3628 nt
Organism: Corythoichthys intestinalis (scribbled pipefish)
Lineage: Eukaryota; Metazoa; Chordata; Actinopteri; Syngnathiformes; Syngnathidae
Gene: bmp16
Product: bone morphogenetic protein 16
Exons: 4
Coding region: 829-2127 (432 amino acids)
Biological process (GO): BMP signaling pathway
Cellular component (GO): extracellular region
Molecular function (GO): cytokine activity; growth factor activity
Source: RefSeq, a predicted model, not a curated record
AUGACUACAAUCAACUGAUAACACUUGUAAGACACCAGAAUGGUGCAAAGGUGUCGUCCUGUUUUAAUGGAAAGAAAUUCAGCAACCAUUGAAGCCCAAUGUGGAAUAGUUUGGGGGCCCUUGAUUUAUUAGGAAGAGAUGCUCUUUAGUGGGAGAAAAAAAAUGUCAAGUUUAGACCGAUCUUUGUGGAAGCCAACCAGAAUCUUGGCUGCGAUGAUUCCAUCCAUUAGGAUGGCAGACCAAACUAAUCACCGCUUUCUGAUUUGCUUGGCACCUUGCUCCUUGGCUCCUCCAUUAGUGUGACAAAGCUGGUGCUGAAUGUCCAUACAAUGCAAUGCUGUAAUCCGUUUUAGACAAAAUAGCUGCCAAAAAUUAUAAGUUAUAGUAUAUAGUCGCCAAAAGAGUCUCGCCAGCAAAACAUGACCAAAAAAUAUUCUGAAAUGCCUUAAACAGGCCACAGCUGUGGUUUGACACAUAUUUACUUCACCAAAGCACUUUUUCAAAAUAUUUUAUUUUCCAAAACAACGUUAAUUUUACCAUUUGAUUUAAGAUCAAUAUUGAUUUGGCUAAAUUCUAGGAUCCAACAAGGAUGAAUGACCUGCUAAGAGGGCGCUGAAAGGUUUCUCUCCACCCCCGUUGGCGGAAAUCAGCGGGACAAGGCCGCAGACUUCUUUUCCAGAGGAUGGGAAACCUGGAGGCUGGAAUCGUGUCUCAUUUGGAAGGAGGAGGAGGCAGCGGAGCAGCAGGGAGAGCCAAGGGAUCGGAACACUGGAGCUCAAGGAUAAGCCAUGGACACUGCGUACAUCCCAACACACCUGGAGGUCCACCAUGCUCCCUGCUAACAUCCUGCUCCUCAUGGUCCUGCUGCUACCCCAAGCCUCGUCCAGUGGUCAGGGUAACACCGGCGAGGUUGACAAUGGUGGGCUAACCGGCGUGCAGCCCGCCAACUCAGAACCCUCCCGGACCGAGUCCCUGGCUCAGACAAUCCAGAGUCUGCUACUCAGUCGCCUGGGUCUGCAGUCGCAACCCAACCCUCAGCCUGGCGUGGCGGUUCCUCAGUACCUCAUGGAUCUUUAUCGCUUCCACCAGCAGCAGUACCACCUGCUAGAGGACCCCUCCUUCAGAUUCCCCAGCCAGCACGUGCAGCAGGCCAACACCAUACGCAGCUUUCACCACAGUGAGCCUCUUACGGCGGAGGACCACAAAUGGGCACACAUCUCCUUCAACAUAUCCUCCAUCCCCUUGGAUGAGAAGGUGCUCUCGGCUGAGCUCCGCCUCCUGCGCACUGCCAGGACCACUUCCCUCAGUGCUGGACCCCACAGAUUGAACCUGUACCUCUCUGGGCGCGGAGAAGACACCCGUCCUACACUGCUAGGAACGAGACUCCUUGUCGCUGAGCCCCAAAAUCAUCCAUCUGGUGGCCUUUGGGAAGCAUUCAGCCUGAACGCAGAACUCUUUGAUUUGGCACUGAACGGAGAUGACCACCUGGGCUUCCUCUUGGAGGUGGUGCCGGAGAACAGUACCGGUCAAGGGGAGGGGGAGGGACACAAGGGAGGCCAUUUGAGGGUGUGCAGGUCUGUUGGGCAGGAUGAGAAAAUCUGGGCCCAGGAAAGGCCCCUCCUGGUCACAUAUAGUCACGACGGACGUGGAGAGCCGUUAGUAAAACACAGCAGGAGGAACCUGAGCAGCAUGCCCAGGAAUAGAGACCAAAAGCGGCGCCGAGUUAAAACGUAUAAAACGCCGAGUUUGGGGGAGCAAACGGGCAGGGUGAAACGAAAUGGUGGUCGCGCUGCCAAGCUCAAGCGCCUUUCUCGCAACCGCUGCCGCCGCCAUCCCCUCUACGUGGAUUUUAAUGACGUGGGUUGGCACAAGUGGAUCAUCGCGCCCAGCGGGUACGACGCCUUCUUCUGCCUGGGCGAGUGCCGUUUCCCCCUGGCUGACCACAUGAAUUCCUCCAGCCACGCCAUGGUGCAGACGCUGGUCAACUCGGUCAACGGGGCCGUGCCGCGGGCUUGCUGUGUGCCCACUUCACUCAGCCCCAUCGCCCUGCUCUACCUGGAUCCCCAGGACCGUGUAGUGCUGAAGAACUACCAGGACAUGGUGGUGGAGGGCUGCGGCUGCCGGUAGCGCACUGGAGAAAUGAAGACGAUCAACCACGGCGGGGUAGUGACUAGCGUAAACUUCAACAACAGGAAAUAUCACGUCACAUUUCCACUACGCGGUACCAGAAGCUUUGAGAAAACAUGCAGAAUAGAAAGGAUUAGACAGAACAAGACUCAUCUGAGGCUCUUGCAGCCAAAUUGAGAUUAUGCAGUGUAAGAGCUAAUGUAGGGUACACACAUAUUCUUAAUCAACUAAAGUAUGAGCAUAAUUUCCCGCUCCGAUCAAAGUUAGCCAAGAAUUUAGCGAUUAGUUUGUGUUGUGCGGUCUGUUAGAAUAGCAUGACCAUGUUCUGAUUUCCAAAAAAGAGGACACUCGUUCCGGCCUCGAGAUACCUGAAUUUAACUCAAAGUUCACUCAAAGACGCCUAUAUCAAUUUAAUAUACUUUAAAGUGUGCCUCCUCCGUCGGGGUAUGUGCCAACAUUUUUAUAAAUUUCUAUCACGACAAUUGUCGUUUACAAAUUGUUAUUCCUGCUCAAUUGUUAUUCUCAUUCAAUGUUCUAAAUUGCAUGCAAACAAUGAUCGAAAUAAACAGACGAACGAUUCAACCAGUAUGUUUCCAAACGCAUCGGUUCAAAACUUCAUUCUCAUAAUGCCUAGCGCGGCUUAGCUCACUGACAGCUACCAACAAACAUAUCAAUAAAGGUUUACAAUAAUCGGCAGCACAACGAUGCGACACCAAACGGGAUUUUACAGAUCACACCAGUACAAAGCUCCAAAAGAAAUCAACAGUUGCCAAAAACUAAGUUUAGCAAGUGUACAUACCGAUAGCCUGUGAGCUCCUGUCGUGACGAGGGUUUGUUUGUUGAAUGAGAAUUGACAGUUGACGCCAUGAUAAAGCCAGUCUGUGACUGCGCGCGCAUGCGCAAAUUUGUAUCCAAAGUAGAAUAAAGGUAUUUUCGACUUAAUUACUCUUUUGGGUACAUGAGUAUUUGAUAAUAUACGUAUUGAUCGGAAUAAAAGUCUUAACUCUCUGGGAACACGUCAUAGACAGCACAGUAACGUAGUAUUCUGUGGAAAGCUUCAGUCAAUUUCAACACAUGCUAAUUGGUCCCAUGAAAAAUAAUGAAAAACGGACAUUUUCAUAUCCCGUACAGGAUAUGAAAAGUGGACAUGUCCUGGCAAAAGAGGACGUUCGGUCACCCUAUGUUAGAAUAGCUUAAUCUUACUGGAUAUGUACACACUGUUCCAAAAAAUAGGUCGUAUUUGUACAUUUUAGGCCCCAUCAUUACAGUACGCAAAGAUCACAUCGCUGCGAGAUUAUCCUACAGGUUAUCCGAUGGUGCACCACAGAACACAUGCAAACAAUCGGGCCAGAUUUGAGCAUUUUACCCGCUUGCAAUCACACCGAGUAAAAAUCAUAUCAGAAAUCUUUGCAGAUUAUCCUGAAUGAUUAUUUUAUGUUGUGUGAUAUGUCCAGAUUGAUCUGUCCUCACUGAUCUGACAGAUCAUCGUAAAUGUCAAAUU